Dama dama (fallow deer) is the source of this 725-nucleotide messenger RNA. RefSeq names its product S100 calcium binding protein A13 (gene S100A13). The record is from RefSeq and is a predicted model, not a curated record. Lineage: Eukaryota; Metazoa; Chordata; Mammalia; Artiodactyla; Cervidae. The transcript has 3 exons. Gene Ontology annotation, biological process: positive regulation of cell population proliferation; positive regulation of canonical NF-kappaB signal transduction. Bases 348 to 644 code for a protein of 98 amino acids. Gene Ontology annotation, cellular component: perinuclear region of cytoplasm. Gene Ontology annotation, molecular function: RAGE receptor binding.
GUGGAGACCCAGGUCCUUGCACAAACAAGCUUUGGAGACAAACAACCCCAUGACCCUUUGAGGCUGGUGAAACUCCAAGAAAGGGUCCUUGGAACUAAACCCCACAGGGGGGCCACACGGGACUGAGAGGAGUCCAAACAAAGACCCCAGUCCGAACGCCUCCUCCCAGACAGAGGGGUCUCCAGAUUGAGGGACCAACACACAGGGGUCCCUGAGACACGGACCCAGCGAAAGGAUCCCCAGACUUGUGAGACCUAGAGAGGAAGGGGUUUCUGGAAGGGAACAUCCCUGCCUCCUCACACUGAGGCCAGCCCCGUGAGCACGUCAGCUCCAGCUGCGGGGUCCUGAUGGCGGCCGAGCCACUCACGGAGCUGGAGGCGGCCAUUGAGACAGUGGUCACCACCUUCUUCACCUUUGCAGGGCGGGAAGGCCGGAAGGGCAGCCUCAGCGUCAACGAGUUUAAGGAACUGGUCACUCAGCAGUUGCCUCACCUGCUCAAGGAUGUGGGCUCCUUAGAUGAGAAGAUGAAGAGCUUGGAUGUGAAUCAAGACUCAGAACUCAAGUUCAGCGAGUACUGGCGACUGAUUGGGGAGCUGGCAAAGGAGAUUAGGAAGGAGAAGGCCCUGGAGGUCCGGAAGAAGUGAAGCCAGCUGGCUGGGAUGGGGGCGGGCAUGGCAUGGCUGGGUUGAACCCCACUCCCCACAAAUAAAGCUUUCUCCUUGUAA